Heterostelium album PN500 is the source of this 1650-nucleotide messenger RNA. Its product is annotated as GMC family oxidoreductase. The record is from RefSeq and is a predicted model, not a curated record. The transcript has 3 exons. The coding region runs from base 1 to 1650 and encodes 549 amino acids. Lineage: Eukaryota; Evosea; Eumycetozoa; Acytosteliales; Acytosteliaceae. Gene Ontology annotation, molecular function: oxidoreductase activity, acting on CH-OH group of donors; flavin adenine dinucleotide binding.
AUGAUCAUUUCAUAUCAUGAUCGUCAAAAAAGGUUUAUUGAAAGUAGUGUAGAUUCAUUCUACAGAAACUUGAAAAUCGAUCAAAAAUUCACCUUUGAUUAUGUAAUUGUUGGUGCUGGUUCAGCUGGAAGUGUCGUUGCAAAUAAACUAUCUAAUGAUCCAAAUAAUAAAGUAUUAUUAAUUGAAGAAGGUGGAUAUUCAACCGAUAUUUAUAGAGCAAGAGAUACAUUACAAUAUGCAGAGCAUUUCAUUCUGAGUCCUGAUAUGAGCAUUACAAAGAUCUUUCAAAAUGCAAGGUAUGAAGCGACCAAUAAUCGUGUGAUCGAAUCGUUGCGUGGAAAAGUUGCUGGUGGUUGCAAUGCCAUCAAUGGUAUGGUUGCUUCGAUCGGUAAUUCCUAUGACUACAAUGAUUGGGCUACGAUCACCGGUGAGUCUGCGUGGGCGUGGAAUAACACCGUCUAUCCAAUUCAUAUUCCCGAUAUAUUCGAGCAUAUCCCUUUGAAAUACAAUAAUGAUUCCGACAGUAUCAACAGUGAGCUAAGAGAUGCGCUGGGCAAUCUCGGAUACGAACACAAUACCAAUCAAUUCGAUGGAUCUACCUAUGGAUUUACACUGAGUGUUGCUACUCAGAAGCUAGGUGAAGAUGGACUACACCAUCGUGUUACUUCAUUCUCACAGUAUGUCGAUUCCAUCAGUAGAGUUAGAAACAACUUAUCAAUUUUCGUCAGACACAAAGCGCUGAGAAUCGAUUUCGAUACAACUGUGACACCACCCAGAGCCAAAGGUAUCUAUCUGAAGAAUGUUUUCAGAGGAGAGUAUAUCUAUGUUGAAAUCGGAAAGGAAUUGAUUCUCUCGGCUGGAGCAUACGAUUCACCUCUGCUCUUGCAAUUCAGUGGUGUAGGAGAUCCCAAUCAUCUCUCAAAGUUUGGAAUUGAAACUGUGAUUAACUCACCGUAUGUCGGUAAGAACAUGGUCGAUCAUUUAUCGAUGGCCGUUGUUGGUAGACCACUCAAGUAUCAUGGACAAAGAGUAUUCAAGAGAGAUGAUUCACCUUACAAUGGAUAUCGUGUAUUCGGACCAAAGUCAACUGACAAAAAGAUAAAAUGGGUUAACAGCAUGGGUGCCAUUCCACUUCCACUGAUAUUUGGAACGAGAUUCCUCUGCUCCAUUGAGAUGGUCGCACCUACCACCGUUGGUUAUAUAGAGAUUGAGAGACUAGAAUAUGAUAACGAAACCUUUGAAAGACCACUUCUCAGAGUCAAUCAUCUAAGUGAUCCAGUGGAGAUGGACUAUGUCAUCGAUGGUCUCAACUCUUGUAAGGACACUGAAAGAGAACUCAUUAAAAUGGAUGUGAUCAAUGAACAUGGUGGAUCGUUUGGUUUAAUAGAUAUAACAGAGACCAAUAUCGAUAGAAUCAAGAGUUCAAUAAGAAGUUCCAUUAUGACAGCCUAUCAUCCCCAUGGAACUCUGAGAAUGGGACCUCAAGAUGAUAUCACCUACCCAACCAAUGGACAACUAAAACUCAAAGGUUCAGCGAAUAUACGUAUCAUUGACGCAUCAGUCAUACCAAUAUCACCAUCUGGAAAUACCAACUUGCCAAGUAUCAUUGUUGGACUUCAAGGAUCCAAGUUUAUUCUUAAUGAUAACUAA